AUGGAAGAGAAGAAGAAUGCAGACGAUAGAAUCAUCAACGACAAUACUGCAUCGUUACUACCUCCUGCUCUUCCCCCAGUACUAGGCCUUGGGCGAGGUGCUCCUCUUUUGAAACCCACUACUCCACGACGCCGUGUCAAUGGCAACGUGUCCCAGCAAGCAGAGGACCCUCCCACUACCACCGAUGAGACCAGUGAGAAGCUACAAUUGAUUAGGGUCAAGUUUCUGAGGCUUUCACACAGAUUAGGGCAAACUCCAAGUCGUAACGUUGUUGUUGCUCAGUUUUUGCAUAGGCUUGGAUUGGCUGAGCUGUCUAGGGGAAGCAGCAGCAGCCGUGUUGGUAGUACUACUAAUCGUGCCAUUUCCAUGGCGGAACAGCUUGAGGCAGCUGGUGGGCUUGAUUUUUCUUGUACGAUUAUGUUGCUCGGUAAAAGCGGUGUUGGCAAGAGUGCUACCAUUAAUUCUAUUUUCGAUGAUGAUCAUCAAGUGAAGACCGAUGCAUUCGAGAUGGGGACGAAGAGGGUUCAGCUCGUUGAGGGAUUUGUUCAGGGAAUCAAAGUCCGGGUGAUCGACACUCCAGGCCUCUCACCAUCAUGCUUUGAUAAUUACAAGAACGUGAAAACCCUCAAGUCUAUUAGGGCUUUCAUCAAAAAAAGUCCACCGGAUGUUGUUUUAUAUCUCGAUAGGUUGGAUACUACGCAAAGCAUAGAUGAUGACAUGUUUCUUUUGCGCACCAUCACCCGUGUUCUUGGACCGUCGAUAUGGUCUAACGCCAUCGUGGGUUUGACUCACGCCGCUUCCGCUCCACCAGAUGGCGCUGCCUCUAGCUACGACAUGUUUGUAACACGACGUUGUCAUGCCAUUCAGCUGGACAUUGGCCUAGCAGCUGGAGACGCGCGGCUCGUGAACCCUCAUGUGUCUUUAGUUGAGAACCACCCUGCUUGCAGGACGAACCGGGCGGGUCAGAAAGUGUUACCGAAUGGCCAAGCGUGGAAGCCUCAUUUGCUGUUACUCUCGUUUGCAUCCAAGAUUCUAGCACAAGAAUAUGCUCUUCUCAAAUUACUAGAUAAUAAUAAUAAUAAUAAUAAUAAUAGUCUAGCAGGAAGACCAUUAUCUGUAGCAGCUCGAUCCAAGGCUCCACUACUGCCAGUUUUUCUCUCAUAUCUUCUGGAAUCAGAUCAGCGUCCUCCUCGAUUAAGUACGCAAUUGACUAAAGCUGAGAUUUCUAGGCUAAUCGUUGGGCCAGUCCUGGUACCUCCGGGGUGGGAUCAUGAUAUUAAUAUUGGCUAUGAUGGUUUACACGCUUCGGGAAUUUUGGUUGAUAAAGAAAAGAUACAUAUGUCUUACUCGGGCCUAGUGGCAGAGACUAAGAGACGCAGGAAACUUACAACCGUGCAGCUGGAAAUGGCCAGCUUGGUUGUACAUGGAGAGGAGGGUAAUAAAUCAACCUCCCUAGGUUUCGAGAUGCAAAAAAGUACUUGGCGUGAAUUGUUUUGCACUCUUCAAAGUGAUACCAAUUUUUGGAAACAAAAAGCUGCGGCUGGUCUCGAUGUAACGCUCUUGGGUGAUUCGGUGUCUGCGGGGGUGAAAUCAGAACGUAAGUUGAUUGAUAAUAAAAGGUUCGGAAUGAAUGUGUAUGGUGGUGGGGCAAUGACUAGUCGAGGUGAUGCUGCUUAUUGGGGUAGUUUAGAAGCUCAGUUGCUUGGUAGUUUUUUAUCUACUCUGGGACUUUCUGUGGUGGAUGGGCAUGGGGGUCUUGCUAUCGGAGGGAAUAUACAGACCCAAGUGCCCAUAGGACGUUCAUCUCAUCUAACUGCUCGUGCUAAUAUGAACAGCAGAGGGGCAGUGCAAGUAAGCAUCCGGGCAAACAUCUUUGAACAGCUCGAACAUGCUAUGGCCGCACUUGUUCCUCUGUUUAAGAAGCUACUUAGGUAUUAUUCCCCUUAGCACCUAGUUGUUUUUUCUUCAUGUCUUAUCUCUGGAUUUUGCAUAAAGCCUUGAUAAAACUUAUGUUUAAUUUUUGCUAAAAUUUGAAUGAUAGAAGUUAAUGUUGCAGUUUAGUUAUAAACAAAAGCUUGUUAA
This is a messenger RNA of Raphanus sativus (radish), 2082 nucleotides long. Its product is annotated as translocase of chloroplast 120, chloroplastic-like. The coding region runs from base 1 to 1947 and encodes 648 amino acids. Gene Ontology annotation, molecular function: GTP binding. Gene Ontology annotation, cellular component: chloroplast outer membrane. NCBI's taxonomy places the organism in Eukaryota, Viridiplantae, Streptophyta, Magnoliopsida, Brassicales, Brassicaceae. Gene Ontology annotation, biological process: protein targeting to chloroplast. The record is from RefSeq and is a predicted model, not a curated record. The transcript has a single exon.